Dichotomopilus funicola is the source of this 759-nucleotide messenger RNA. RefSeq lists its product as uncharacterized. The transcript is spliced from 4 exons. Gene Ontology annotation, cellular component: cytoplasm. Lineage: Eukaryota; Fungi; Ascomycota; Sordariomycetes; Sordariales; Chaetomiaceae. Gene Ontology annotation, molecular function: alcohol dehydrogenase (NAD+) activity. The record is from RefSeq and is a predicted model, not a curated record. Bases 1 to 759 code for a protein of 252 amino acids.
AUGUCGGGCAACACCGUCUACCUCGUCACCGGUGCGAAUAGGGGCAUCGGGUUCGCCCUAGUCAUGGUCCUCCUCGUCCGCCCCAACACCACUGUCUUCGCGACGGCCCGCACCGCAUCCUCGGCUGCGCCCCUGACCAACUUUCAGGGUACCGUCCAUGCGACUAGCAAGCUUAUCCCCGUGCUGCUCAACGAGGACGACACUAGUGGUGCGACCACGUCGGCCACGCUGGCGACGCGCCUGCGCGAGGAACACAGCGUCCAGAAACUGGACGUGAUCGUGGCCAAUGCAGGCGGCUCGCAACCCCCAGGCACGGUGUUGGACUCGGAUCCUGUGGCGGUGAUGAAGGACUUCGAGGUGAAUGCGAUCGGUCCGCUGAAGUUGUUCCAGGCGCUUUGGCCGCUGCUGGAUGCCGGUAAGGAGAAGAAGUUUGUGUACAUUACUAGUACGCUGGGGAGCAUUGAACUUUUGCAGCUCGAGCAGCUCCCAGGGGUCGGAUAUGGGAUGAGCAAAGCGGCAGCGAACUGGUUUGCGAAGAAGGUCAGCGUGGAGUUAGGAGACAAGGUGAUUGUUGGGAUCUUGCAUCCAGGUUGGGUACGGACCGAACUCGGUCAAGUUCUUGCGGACUUAGUUGGACUCGAGCAGCCGCCGAUGACGGUCGAGAAGAGUGCUCAGAGCGUUCUCGAACAAAUUGACAACUUGACUAAGGAGAAGUCCGGCCAAUUCCUGUCUUAUUCCGGACAGGUUUUACCCUGGUAG